Molecule: messenger RNA, 1624 nt
Organism: Trichosurus vulpecula (common brushtail)
Lineage: Eukaryota; Metazoa; Chordata; Mammalia; Diprotodontia; Phalangeridae
Gene: RASSF9
Product: Ras association domain family member 9
Exons: 3
Coding region: 1-1482 (493 amino acids)
Biological process (GO): signal transduction
Source: RefSeq, a predicted model, not a curated record
AUGAAGUGGGUCACUUAUGUAGUGACAGUGAGCAGAGCAGGUGGACAGUCUAAAGGUGACUCUGGUAUCACAGGAAUAUUGGAAGUAAAGAAAGAUGUGGGCAAUGAUCACACAAAAUGUGAUGAUGUGAAUGAAUGGAUCACCAUCUGUACUGAGAUAGUGCGUCCCCACACAGAUAAGAUUUCCGAUUCAUCACCUGAUCAAUGCAAAAAUUGUGAAAGAUCACCACCUAAGGACAUGGAUGCAGAAGACAAGGAAAUAGUUGUCUGGGUUUGCCAAGAAGAAAAGAUUGUCUGUGGGCUAACCAAACGAACUACUGCAGCUGAUGUAAUCCAGGCUUUGCUUGAAGAACAUGAAACUACCUUAGGAGAGAAGCGAUUUCUUUUCGGACAGCCCAGUGAUUACUGUAUUAUAGAAAAAUGGAGAGGCUCAGAGCGGGUCCUUCCUCCACUCACAAAAAUCCUGAGACUUUGGAAGGCCUGGGGAGAAGAGCAGCCAAACAUGCACUUUGUCCUAGUUAAAGCAGAUGCUUUAAUUCCAGUUCCAUUAUGGAGGACGGCUGAAGCAAAACUAGUUCCAAACACAGAAAAACAGUGGGACCUCAGUCCAGCCAAUUAUAUGAAGAUGUUGCCACUAGACAAGCAGAAAAGGAUAGUCAGGAAAACAUUCAGGAAACUAGCAAAAAUUAAGCAGGAUUCUGUUAUACAAGACCGAGACAGCAUGGAGACGUUGGUACAUUUGAUCAUUUCUCAGGACCAUACCAUUCAUCAGCAAGUCAAAAGAAUGAAAGAAUUAGAUCUGGAAAUUGAGAAAUGUGAAGCAAAAUUUCAUCUGGAUAGGGUAGAAUAUGAGGGAGAAAAUUAUGUCCAGGAUUCUUAUCUAAUACCCAGUCCUGUUGAGGUCAAACAACAAAAAGAUAUGAAGCAAGAAGAAAAUCAGACACCUGAUUAUCUGAGUGAGAGUGAAGGUAUUUUACAGCUGGAAGAACGACUGAAAUAUUAUAGGCUUCUUAUUGACAAAUUAUCUGCUGAAAUAGAGAAAGAAGUCAAAAGCAUUUCCAUAGAUGUGAAUGAAGAAACAGAAGAGACAGCUAUGGAUGAAUCAGAAAAGAAAAACUUGGAAAGUGUUAAGCAUGAUUUGGAGAAAAGUAUGAAAGCUGGUUUAAAAAUCCAUUCUCACUUAAGUGGCAUCCAGAAAGAGAUUAGAUAUAAUGACUCCUUGCUUGAGAAGAAAGCAAUAGAAUAUGACCUCCUGGCAGAGGAACUGAAUUCCAUUCAUUUCAGCAACAAAGAUGGAUGCCAAUCUAAUGAAGAUAGGGAGAAAGGACUUGAGGGUUCCAGUAGCAACAUGGCAGGCCCUCAUUUUACUCAAAAAGUAUUUCAUUCCUAUACCAAUGACACAGACUCAGAUACUGGAAUAAGCUCCACUCAUAGUCAAGACUCAGAAACCACCUCAGGGGAUGUAGUGCUGUUAUCAACAUAAAUGAAAUGGUUGUUCAUGACCUACUAUCAUGUUCUAAAAGAUUGUUUAAACAGGAGCAUUUGAUGGUUAAAAACUAGAUCACUACAAUAUCUUGGUUUCGUAAUUGCUACAGAGGCCGUAACUAAAUCACACAGGUACUUGG